Molecule: messenger RNA, 947 nt
Organism: Paramuricea clavata
Lineage: Eukaryota; Metazoa; Cnidaria; Anthozoa; Malacalcyonacea; Plexauridae
Source: the annotation of a GenBank genome assembly
AUGAAUGGUGAGGAACUUGCCAGAGAACUUAUCACUGUUUUGUCUAUCAAACUAAGUUUGGAAUCUCACCAGUUGUUAGCAGUGAUGCGAGACAGAGCUAGUGUGAAUGGUGCUGCAUUAAACAUUGUCAAAAUUAUGUAUCCUAACCUGCUUGAUGUUGGUUGCCUUAGUCACAUUCUUAACCUUGUUGGAGAAAGAUUCGAAACUCCUACUUUGAGCCUUUUCAUUGCUCACUGGAUUGCUUUGUUUAGUCACAGUUAUAAAGUCAAAGCAUUAUGGAAAGAAGCAACAGGACGAGCUAUGGCAUCAUAUUCUAAAACUCGUUGGUGGAGUAGAUGGGAGCUAAUGAAUCAGGUAAUGGUCCAGUUUGCUUUUAUUGAGCCUUUCCUUCAAAAUAAUGAAGAUAUUGGCCCAGCUACACGAGCAAAACUGCUGGAAAUCCUAAGCCACCCCCAUCAAUGCUUUUACUGAAGGUAGAGUUAGCUGCUGUGAUUGACUUAGGUGAACAUUUUGUGAAAGGAACUUACAGAUUAGAAGGAGAUGGGUACCUUGUGCUAAGUUGUUAUGAGGAAAUUCUGAAAAUCCGAAAUGCUAUUCGCAUUGAACAUUAUCCAAAUCUACAAGCCAUUGUGAGACAGGCGUUUCCUGACAACAAUGACCUACAAAAACAAUUGGUUGCAUACUCUAUUGGGUGUCUACAAGCUGGGCUGGAUUAUUUUCAGAAUAAACUUGGAAAUGAUUCUCAGCUUCCAGUGGCAGCCUUUAAGGCAGCCAGACUGUUCUCACCUUUUAAAGUCAAUGAAAUCCAACCUACUGCAAAAGAUGUUGAUGACCUUAUGGCUUUUCCUUUCCUGGUUGAUGAAAUUGAUCAUUUGAAAGAUGAAUUACCUGCCUACCUGGCACUUGCAGCUGAUGUCAAUGCUGAUGUCAAUAUUUUGGAGUGGUGA